Molecule: messenger RNA, 1284 nt
Organism: Salarias fasciatus (jewelled blenny)
Lineage: Eukaryota; Metazoa; Chordata; Actinopteri; Blenniiformes; Blenniidae
Gene: crebl2
Product: cAMP responsive element binding protein-like 2
Exons: 3
Coding region: 171-545 (124 amino acids)
Biological process (GO): regulation of DNA-templated transcription
Cellular component (GO): nucleus
Molecular function (GO): DNA-binding transcription factor activity
Source: RefSeq, a predicted model, not a curated record
CGUAACCUCGACGUUGUAAACAGGUCGCUUCAGCCACAGCUGGUUGUGUGCUGGUUAUCUGAGGGUUAUCUCCUGGUUAUCUGAGGAUCCGCUGGUUGCUAACUGCGUGUUUGACGACGCGCUGUUAGCGGAGCGGCGCUAACAGCAGCGGGCUGCUAACGUGGAGCAACAUGGAUGAAAACAAGAUGGUGGCGGGAAAAGUGAAGAAACCGGGAAAACGUGGCCGCAAACCUGCCAAAAUUGACCUGAAGGCCAAACUGGAGCGAAGCCGUCAGAGUGCCCGAGAGUGUCGAGCCAGAAAGAAGCUGAGGUACCAGUACUUGGAGGAGCUGGUGUCCAGCAAGGAGAGAGCCAUCUGCGCCCUGCGGGAGGAGCUGGAGAUGUACAAACAGUGGUGCUCGGCCAUGGAUCAGGGGAAGAUACCAUCUGAGAUCAAAGCUCUGUUGACUGGAGACGAGCAGAAGACACCUCAGAGUGGCAGUGGCACCAAAUCCACCAAAAAUAACAAAAACACCACCAACAGCGGCGGCGGCGCUCACACUUAGAGCCGCACAUCCGCAUCGUGAGGCUGUUCCCGCAUUUCACCCAGCCUGAGGCUGCUCUCGCUCGCUCACUGUCACUCGGCGUUCAUGCUCUCAUCGAAAUCUCUGAGCACAUUAGCAGUCUUUCCUCUGAAACGACACUUUCAUAGUGAUUUUCUCAGCCUAUGAAAUAUUUUCCAGUGUAUCCCUCGCCUGUGACGCUUACAUCUUGUGCAGGGUCAAGAGGCGCUGGAGCCAGUCCCAGCUGAGAGUAGGUGCAGACGGGUGACACCUGGACAGCUCGAGAGUGUAACAGAAAACAUCCAAGUUUAAAUCUACUAGUUCAACAACUUUGCCAGUCUGACGGCACUUUGCAAGUUAAAUGAAAAUUUUCAGUGUCUUAACCGUUUCCACUGGUCAGCUGUGGAUAGUGAUUUGUCUCUUUAGCUUGGUGUUUUUACACAGUCACUAAUAGUCUGACUCAGACAGAUAUAGAGUAAAUCGGAAAACUCAGUUUUUUUGUAAGCACUAUUCCAUCAGAAUGGUUUGUUCUCUGAGAUGAAACUGCUGUGAUGAAAAUAUUCAGCUGCUGAUUCGAUUAGAAGAGACAGCCCGCUGUCAGCCACAGGUCACAUGAUCAGAGAAGGGCUGGUUUUUGUGUGUGUGUGUGAGAAAGAAAGAAACUGAUGCUUCCUGUGAGCAUCUGUUGUUGUACAGUAUUUGAAAAGAUGUGUUGAAAUAAAAUUGUUUGUUCACAUUCUAA